Acanthochromis polyacanthus (spiny chromis) is the source of this 1371-nucleotide messenger RNA. RefSeq names its product hairy-related 6 (gene hes1). The record is from RefSeq and is a predicted model, not a curated record. Gene Ontology annotation, biological process: regulation of transcription by RNA polymerase II; negative regulation of neuron differentiation; Notch signaling pathway. Gene Ontology annotation, cellular component: nucleus. Gene Ontology annotation, molecular function: protein dimerization activity; RNA polymerase II cis-regulatory region sequence-specific DNA binding; DNA-binding transcription factor activity, RNA polymerase II-specific. Lineage: Eukaryota; Metazoa; Chordata; Actinopteri; Pomacentridae. The transcript is spliced from 4 exons. The coding region runs from base 218 to 1051 and encodes 277 amino acids.
CGCGGAGAGCCCAACAGAGAGACUGCAUCCGCUGCUGGUAGCUGCUGCGCAUCGCUCGAACGGAUUUAAAACUUGAUACCAAUCUCAGGAUUUUUUUUCUGUGUUUUUGCGGGAGAAGGGACUUUUGAAUAUCACAAGCUGAUAUAUUCAUCUCCCUUUUCCUACAUCAGUGGACCGUAAUUUGCUGUGGUUUUGUGGGAUAUUUCUAAUUAAAAAGAUGCCUGCCGAUAUGAUGGAAAAAACCUCCUCCUCUCCGGUUGCUGCAACCCCGGCAAGCAUGAACACAACUCCCGAUAAACCCAAGACAGCCUCCGAGCACAGAAAGUCUUCCAAGCCAAUUAUGGAAAAGAGAAGAAGAGCCAGAAUCAACGAGAGCUUGGGGCAGCUGAAAACUCUCAUCCUGGAUGCUCUCAAAAAAGAUAGCUCCAGGCACUCCAAGCUGGAGAAGGCGGACAUCCUGGAGAUGACGGUGAAACAUCUCCGGAACCUCCAGAGGGCUCAGAUGACCGCUGCUCUGAACACCGACCCCACUGUCUUGGGAAAAUACCGCGCCGGAUUCAGUGAAUGCAUGAAUGAAGUUACCCGGUUCCUCUCCACCUGUGAGGGUGUCAACACCGAAGUCAGGACGCGGCUCCUCGGCCACUUGGCCAACUGCAUGACCCAGAUCAACGCUAUGAACUAUCCCAGCCAGCAUCAGCACCAACAUCAGCUCCCUUCUACUGCCGGACCAACGCACCCUUCCUUCGGCCAGUCCAUGGUGCAGAUCCCCAGCUCGUCCCCGCAGGUCCUUCCCAUGAACCCGGUGUCCUGUAAAGGAGGCUCCUCUCCGGCCAGUUUACCCUCAGACGCCACCAAAGUCUAUGGCGGUUUCCAGAUCGUGCCUGCCACAGACGGACAGUUUGCUUUCCUCAUACCCAAUGCAGCGUUUGCGCCAAACGGCCCCGUUAUUCCCGUGUACGCCAACAACGUCAGCACGUCGGUGCCUGUUCCGGCUGCUGUUUCCCCCGGAGCCCCGUCAGGUAACACGGAUUCAGUGUGGCGACCGUGGUGAAAAACAAAACAGUGGAGAAGGACCACAGAGACUUUAAAGUGACGCUUAACUAGUUCUCUCUUUGUUCAAUGUUAGACAGUUGUUUUAAAUCUGUUUUUUUUCUUGUUAAAUGGAAAGAGUAUGCACUAUAUUUGUACAGCUAACAAGGGAGUAAAGUUCAUAUUGAAAUGGGAUUUGUAUUGUGGAAGUCCGUUCACUGCAUUUUUAUAUAUAUAUAUUUGAGUUGUCUUUUUUACUGUGUGAUGCCAAAGAUAUGUUCAAUGCUCUUAUGCUGUUCUUCGUUUUGGAAGACAAAUAAAUUUGUAAAGACAUUAAAAACA